CGUCAUUGACACCGAUUUGAACACAACCAAUCCAAUGAUGUGUGAAUGUAUGUCCUGUUCAAGAAUCCGACCCACCACUCCUGUGUGAGAGGACAGUCCUCAGAGUUCACAUGACGUUGUUGUUGCCUUGUGCUGUUGUGUACAACGACAAUUAUCUUGAAGGCAAUUUCACACACACGGUUCAAGUCAAUGCCCAAGCUAUUGAUGCCAAGGGUCACUAUUUCCCAUCAUCUUACAAAUACAAACAAAAAAACAAGGAGGACAACAAUGAUGUUUGCUCAGUGGCAUUAAUUUUUAUGGACUAUAUCUCUCAGCACCAACCUUAGCAUUAACUAUUGGCCACUGGUUAAAGUUUGUCUUUUUGGUACUAUGUAUUUGAUGCCACCUCCUUUUAUCUGAAUCUACCAGGCACCUCGUCCAACGAUGAUUUUAGCUUGGCUCUUGGUUUUAAUGGCUCUCUCCAAUGGGUUCUUUUCAAAUGGGGACGGCAUGCAUAAUUCCACAAUACCAGAUUUUGUAAAUAUUGGGGCUCUCUUCUCUUUCAAUACUAGUGUUGGCAGGAGUAUAAAAAUUGCUAUAAAAGCUGCGAUUGAAGAUAUAAACUCUGAUCCUACUAUUCUUGGUAAAACCAAGCUGAACCUCUCACUGCAAGAAGAUUCUAAGUAUAGAGGUUUCCUGAGCAUUUCUGAGGUUUUGCAGGUCAUGGCAAGACGCACGGUGGCAAUAAUAGGCCCCCAUAGUUCUGUAACAGCUCAUGUCAUAACUCACAUUGCAAAUGAGCUCCAAGUUCCUCUGCUGUCAUUUUCAGCUUUGGACCCUACCCUUUCUUCACUUCAAUUCCCAUUCUUCAUUAGAACCUGUCACAGUGAUCUUUAUCAAAUGACUGCAAUAGCAGACAUUGUAAACUACCAUGAUUGGAAAGAUGUUAUUGCUGUCUACCUUGAUGAUGAUAAUGGGAGAAAUGGAAUUGGUGCAUUAGGCGAUAAGCUUGCUGAGAGGCGUUGCAGGAUAUCAUAUAAAGCACCUUUGAGCCCGGACGCAUCUAUGGAAGAGAUUUCUAAUGUGCUUGUUCAGGUGGCUCUGGCAGAAUCACGGGUAAUAGUUGUUCAUGCAAAUACUCAAUUUGGCCCCAAGUUGUUUAGUGUUGCAAAGAAUCUUGGGAUGAUGGGAACUGGGUAUGUCUGGAUAGCCACUGCUUUCCUCUCUGCUCUGCUUGAUAUCAACAGUCCCCUCUCUUCAGAUUCAUUGGAUGACAUUCAAGGAGUUCUUACACCGCGUAUGUACACGCCGGAUUCACAGCUCCAAAGGAGGUUUGCUUCUAGGUGGAAAAACUUGACUAGUGGGAAUACUGCUAAUGCCCACCUUGGAUUGAGCUUUUUACCUAUAUACGCAUAUGACACUGUUUAUGUGCUUGCUCAUGCACUUGAUGCAUUUUUCAAACAAGGUAACCAAAUUACAUUCUCAACUGAUUCAAAGCUAUCUAGCAUACAUGGAGAUAACUUGAAUCUUGAAGCCUUGAAAAUCUUCAAUGAAGGAAAUUUGUUACGCAGUAACAUCUAUGAGGUUAACAUGACUGGUGUAUCAGGUCCAUUCAAGUACACAUCUGAUAGAAACCUUGUUAAUCCUGCAUAUGAAAUCAUUAAUGUCAUUGGAACUGGAACUCGGAGGAUCGGUUAUUGGUCUAAUUACUCUGGACUAUCAGUUGUUCCUCCGGAAACUCUUUAUUCCAAACCAGCCAAUCUUUCCAGGGAAAAUCAAAAGUUGUUCGCUCCAAUUUGGCCUGGAAACACUGGUGAGAGACCUCGUGGUUGGGUUUUUCCAAACAAUGGAAGGCUCUUAAAGAUUGGCGUACCAAAAGGUGUUAGUUACAAAGAAUUUGUCUCACAAAUAGAAGGUACUGAUACGUUUGAAGGAUUCUGCAUUGAUGUAUUUCUUGCUGCAGUGAGCCUGUUGUCUUAUGCUGUCCCCUAUAAGUUUGUCCCAUACGGGGAAGGUAAGAACAAUCCUAGUAUGACUGAGCUUGUCCGUCUGAUCACAACUGGUGAAUUUGAUGGUGCAGUAGGUGACAUUGCAAUUACUACAGAAAGAACAAGGAUGGUGGAUUUUACUCAGCCAUAUAUUGAGUCUGGUCUAGUGGUAGUAGCACCGGUUAGGAAGGAAGAAUCCAAUGCUUUGGCCUUUUUGGCCCCUUUUACCCCAAAGAUGUGGUGUGUCACAGCUAUCUUUUUCAUAUUAGUGGGAGCUGUUGUUUGGAUUUUGGAGCAUAGGGUGAAUGAUGAAUUUAGAGGACCACCCAAAAAACAAGUAGUUACUGUUUUAUGGUUUAGUUUUUCAACAAUGUUCUUUUCCCACAGGGAAAAUACAGUGAGCGCACUUGGUCGCUUUGUGUUGAUUAUAUGGUUAUUUGUAGUUCUUAUAAUUAACUCGAGUUACACGGCAAGUCUAACAUCAAUCCUCACAGUGCAACAGCUUUAUUCGCCCAUUAAAGGCAUUGAAAGUUUAGUAAUUGGCAAAGAGCCUAUUGGGUACACACAGGGUUCUUUUGCUAGAAAUUAUUUAGUUCAUGAAAUUGGUAUUAAUGAGUCCAGGCUUGUUCCUCUAACAACAACAGAAGAAGCUGCUAAAGCACUGAGAAAGGGUCCCGAAAAUGGGGGUGUUGCUGCUUACAUUGAUGAGCGUGCCUACACUGACAUCUUCCUUUCCAGCCGUUGUGAUUUAACUGUUGUAGGUCAAGAGUUCACCAGAAACGGUUGGGGAUUUGCCUUUCCACGGGACUCGCCAUUAGCAGUUGACCUGUCAACUGCCAUAUUGCAAAUGAUAGAUAAUGGAGAUUUACAAAGGAUCCAUGACAAAUGGCUUUUGAGUAGCGCUUGCUUAUCACAAGGUGCAAAGCUUGAAGUGGAAAGACUCCAACUUAAAAGCUUUUGGGGCCUCUAUGUGAUCUGCGGGCUUGCCUGCUUGCUUGCACUCUUGGUAUAUCUUAUACAGAUUUGGAGGCAAUACCACAAGCACUACGUCUCUGAAGAACUUGAUUCUUCUGACGGCCAAAGCUUAGGAUCAAAAUCUUCACGUCUUAAGACUUUUCUUUCGUUUGCAGACGAAAAAGAAGAGACCGUUAAGAGCCGGUCCAAGAGAAGAAAAAUGGAGAGGAUCUCAUACAGAAGCAGUGAAGGAAGCUCAUCCAUCAGCUCUAAUAAGGGAUAUGCUCCACGCAGAAGUGAAUGUGCUAGCGAAGUAUGACCAAUAUUUCUACAUGAUUUUCUAGCUACUAGUACUUCCUUCUUUUCAAGUAAAUAUAUAUGUUGGAUAUGUUACAACUUUUGGUAGCUAUAUGUAACACUUAUUUUUAACACAAACUCUUUAUACAAAAAAGAUAAAGUUUUUAAUUCAGUUUAUAUAUGUAAAAUCAUUUUUCAUUUUCAA
This is a messenger RNA of Glycine soja, 3423 nucleotides long. Its product is annotated as glutamate receptor 3.6-like. Gene Ontology annotation, molecular function: glutamate-gated receptor activity. The transcript has 8 exons. NCBI's taxonomy places the organism in Eukaryota, Viridiplantae, Streptophyta, Magnoliopsida, Fabales, Fabaceae. The record is from RefSeq and is a predicted model, not a curated record. Gene Ontology annotation, cellular component: plasma membrane. Bases 424 to 3240 code for a protein of 938 amino acids.